This is a messenger RNA of Varanus komodoensis (Komodo dragon), 11056 nucleotides long. RefSeq names its product PHD finger protein 6 (gene PHF6). Lineage: Eukaryota; Metazoa; Chordata; Lepidosauria; Squamata; Varanidae. The record is from RefSeq and is a predicted model, not a curated record. Gene Ontology annotation, cellular component: nucleus. The transcript is spliced from 11 exons. Bases 8272 to 9360 code for a protein of 362 amino acids.
GCGGUUAGUGUUCGCCUCACGCGCGCCGUACGUGCUGGCGUCAAGGCGCGCGGCGCAGCGUCCUCUCGCCUGCCCCUCCGAAUGAAAGGGAAGGUCCCGGCGAGCGAGCGCCUCACCAGAGAGCGGCGGCGGCGGCGGAUCCGGUUCAGCUCUGCGGGGCUCUUCGCUCCUCUCGCCUCGCCCUCGUUUCUCGGCCUGAGAGGGCCCUGGGUUUUUGGUGUACCUUGGUUCUUCUUGCAACUGUCUGACAAGGUAGGUUGGUUUUCUCCCCAUAUUUGCGCAUCUAAGGGUGAGAAAACAGUAAUCCAUUGAUGGCACAAAAUAGUCUGUUUAGCAGAGCUAGAAAGUGUUUUUUGCCACACAGUGUUGGAGGCUGAGAUGACAAGAAAUGGGAAAAUCCAAGUGCCACCCUAUGCCAGCAGUCUGUGCUGAAGAAAGGAUGUCUCCCUUAACCUGUUGCCCUGUUAGUCCAUGCAUUCCUAGUUUUGGUCACACACUGUUGAGGGGUGAUGUGUCCUAAUCUGUAAAGGGGUAGGGACAAGGAAUUUGGGGAGAUGGUGUUGCUAUAGUAACACUUCUAUUCUGGGUAUUGGCUUCCCUUGUUGUAUAAUAAGAACGUAAGAAAAGGCAUAGACCAGCACAUCCCAUUUUCCAUAAGGGAAUCUCCAAAACUGAGCAUGUCUACAAUAUUCUCCCAUUGUCUCCCAGCAACUGAUAUUCAGAAACAUCCUGUUUGCAGUCUUGGAGGUAGCUUAUAGCCAUCAUGACUAGUAGCCAUGGAUUGGCUAAAUACCUUUUAAGCUUUCCAAGUUGAGGGCCAUCCUCAAGCCCUGUGGAAAUGAAAAGUUCUCCUCCUCCUCUUGCUGGAAUUUCCCACUUUCAGCUUCAGAUGAUGACUUACACUCAUGAGAAAGUAACAGGUUUCUUCAUACCAUGCAUUAUUUUGUACUGUUCUGUCUUGUUCUGUCUUCCUCACCUUUCCCCCCUAAACUAAAUAGCUCAAGCAUUGUUGCCUUUUCUCACUGAGGAAUCUCAGUAUAAAUGUCUAUGAUGGCAUUACAAUAUUGGCAGUUUUACUUUCAACCAAAAGAGCUCUGAAUUUUGUGGUUCAAGGGAUCAGAUUGCACUGGCCGUCUUUGGUAUUUUCCCUGUGACUUUGCUGCUUUUUGGAAGCAGGCAAGAGCGAAGGAUGUUUGCUAGGGUCUUGUUAUAAAAAACUUUUGUGGCUGCCAGAAGCUGCAUGUUACGUACAAUGGAAAAUCCCUGCCCUGAACCAUAUGAAGAUUCUUAAUGAUCUCUAGAGCUUAUUAACAUUUGGGUUUUGUGUUAAUGGCCCUAGAUAGAAAUCAGAAUCCAUUCUGCUGAGCAGACCCUGGUUUCCAGGGUAUUGGGGCUUGACUGAUUCAGGCAAAGUUUGGGAAGGCAAACUGAUUUAAAGAUGCUUGUCCAAGCAUCUAGGCAACAUGCAGUGGCUUUGUAAUUGUAUUGCCUAUUUAGACUGCCAAAGCUCAUCUCUUACAGAUGCCAGCAGCUUCCACGUGUGUUCAGUUCUAAGAUUUGGUGCCCUUACUAUAACAUUUAUGUUAGGCUGUUUUCUCAAAGAUUUGUUUCUUUGGCCAGUUACGAAAAAGUUCAGAGAACAAGAUUUUUGCAGCUAUCUCCAGCUUCGUGUACCUGUGGGAGAAAUCCCUUUGACCUGGCAAGUGUACUGUUAUUGUAACAAUUGUUAAAAUGUCUGUAUAGAAACACAGAAACAGAGUGAGUCAGAAGGGGUCUCCCGGGCCAUCUAGUCUGACCUCCAGCACCGGCCGGCUGCUCUCACGAUUAGAAUAUAUGUUCCUAAAAAGGUGCCUCAGGACACAUCUUUGUUACCUCUUAAGAUCAACCUCAGAUUCAAAUAGAGGGAUAGUCAGUUUCCUCACCACAUUGUUCCAAAGCAAUUUAGGGACCCAUAGGUUGAAAUUGACUCUUUGAAUUUUGCCUUAUUCAUAGCUAUAAAUGUUCAAGAACUGGUGUAAUAUAUUCCUGGUUACUUGCCAUUGCUGGCUGUGUGUAUGCAGCAUAAUUACUGGUGAAAGUACAGAUGUCAUUUGGCUUGGCCUGGAUGUUUUUAGCAAAAAUAAUGAUACAAUUUGUGCUGCAUAAGCCCCACUGUUAAUUUACCUAAGAAAUGCACGUUUAGGUGUGUAGGCUAACAUUCUAUAUACAUGGAGAUGUAAAGGUAUGCAAAGGAUAAAUUUGUGUCUGCCAUAUCAUGUAUCAAACAGAUGCAUGUGUUGAAAAACCAGAACUGACUGCCCUUUCUUGGCAAGCACGCUCUUAGUAACAAACCUACAAAUCUUUAUGUGGAUUACAUGCAGGUCUGCUUCUCAUAUUGAUCUUUUAAUCAAAUGAAUGUAUGUCUUUGGCCAGACUUUAGGAUAGAGGAAAACAAAGAUGUUAAAACUUAAUUCAAACCAACAGAAGUGUUCUCGGCCUGAAAAUCUGCAGGUCUAGAUAGUAGGGUGCUGCUGGAUUGUGUUCAGUAAAGGGCCAGGUGCAUAUAUCGUGACUACUGGGGUAUGUGGUACUCUCUCUAGAGGUCCAGGUGUCAUAAGGGGCCAAUAAUGUGUUUUUUUAAAUCAGAUUAGAGAAGGGCAUGGUUAUUUGCCAUGCACAGGUACAGGUCUGCCCUUAAAGAUACUUCAGUUGAUGCACAGUGCAGCAGUGAAGGCACAUUUAGGAAUCACCUUGCAUUGCACUGAGCCUGCAAUGGUUGAACUGGCUUCUUAUCCCAUUAUGCAUACUGUGUCAUGGAUGCAUUGGCUUCCUUUUGUUUACAAGCCUGAUUUGGAGUGGUGGGAUUAAAUUUGAAAUCCUGAAACAAUUUGGUUCUGCAUUUUUAUGUACCUUGCCAAAUCUGAAGAUUGACACCUGCAAUCUGCUUCCUGGAACACCACUAAGAGUUGUCGAACUGAAGAGUGCCAGGGACAGAGCCCUUUCUGUGUGGCUUUGUGAUUCUGGGAUUCCCUGCCCAGGGAAAUAAAUUUGGCCCCCUCCUUGUUGCUCUUUAGGUGGGUUCUGAAGAGCUUUUUACUCCAUUCAACUUCUGGAUUCUUUGUGGUAUUUUAACUAUUUUAUCUGCUUCAUCUAUUUAAAAGUUUUUAUUUGCUGAUAUUAUUUUAGAUAAUUGGGUAAAACAAUAGUUUUUAAUAGGUUAAUGUUCUGUGGGAUCUUACAAUUAUUAUUACAUUGUUUGUUUUAUAGAAUAUUAUAUGCUGAUAUGGGAGGAUAAUUUAUCAUGAAGUGCUUUAAAAACAGUUAAUCAAAUUAAAUGUGUGCCCUGUUCUGCUUAAAGCUUUUCCUUCUGUGCUCACAUAUGGCCAGAGCUAAGAGUUUUAAAGUCCAAUUGCACUUCAGUCUAAGCACUUAACUUCAUUAAAAUCAGUGCUGAACUUGUUGAAUUGUGGCCUUACUAUUUUGUUAAAGGGUUUUGAAGGGGAGGGUCUACUAGGGCCACUGUGUGCCUCAGCUGCCACAUGUUUUCAGAAAUACAUUUUAGUAUGGUUCUUCUGCAAUCCCAAAAAAUGUGUUGCUAUUUUUCUUAAUUCCUUUUUCAUUUCUGAGGACCAGACAUAAAGUCUUCCAGUUUAAAGCUGUCUUUCAGAAAUAGUAUUAGUCUGUCUAGUUUCUUUGGCCCAAAAGUACUUAACUUACUGAAUGAAAGAAUAUUCUUUUCUAUGUAUUAUUACUGCACAAAUUCUUUUACAGAUGCAGGAAAUCUCAAACAUUCUUUAAUUUAUUUAGGACAUAGAGAUGAAACUAACAUGUUUGGCCAUUUUCAGAUCUCUGAAUCCCCUUGGGAAAAUGACAUGCUGGGUCUUGACUCAAGCAGCUAAGUGGAGCAUGAUGGCAAGCUCUUGAAUUUCCCUCCUUAUUCUUGGCUUAGGGUGACAUCACAGCUACUUCCCCUCCUUUGGUGCUGAACAAAGUCUGCAGUUUGAGAGUGGGGCGACUGUUAGUUGCUUGGAGCCAGCCUUUUUUCCCAUGCUUUAGGAAUUGUCAGUUUAGAAAAGUGUAGCGAGGCCACAAGCAGGGCUUAAGACACAAUAGCCAUUCAUGGAGGGAAACGGCCGCAUUUUUAUCUUUGUUUGCAUCAAGAAUGCUAUGCCACAGAGGGGAAAAAAACUAGAAUAUCACCAAAGGGGGUGUGGUUUCCCUUACAAGCCUUAUUCUACUACAGUUACAUGGGUUAUCUAAUUCUCAUAAGGAAGGCCUUAGCUUAGAACAUACUAAUGAUCCUUUAAACAUAGCAAAGUAGCCUUUCAAGUAAGAAGUUGGGAUCCUGUGUUUUGUGCAUGAAAUAUGUUUAGAAUGCAUUUCAAUGUAUUUUGCAGUAUUGCUUUUUCAUUUUUUAAUAUUUUCAUUAAAAAGUAGAAUAUAGAAAAAGAAAAAAGAUACAAAGGGACAUUUCACAAAUUCUACAUAUAUCAAUAUUUUUAAGUCAGAAAAAGUAAUUGUUAUCUCUUCUACACUCAGUUAAAUUGAUACUGCAAUAAUUAAUCUUAAUUCUUUGAUCCUACAGUUGGGAUUCCAUGGGAGAAACUUAUGCCAUCCACAGGGAUAAGUAUUGGCCUGCGGGACAGAAGCCGUGUGUGCUUAAUAUAUUAUGCUCCUUGUUCUCAGGAAACAAAUGUGUUCCCUUACAGCUGAGGUUACUUACCUAGAGAAUCAGGGAGGGAGGGAAGGAAGGAGGGGCUGGUGGAUGAGCCUUGUGGGACCAAAUAGCAGUAUUCCAAUCCCUGAGGGACAGUUCUUCUGCUGUCCUAGAGAAUAGGGGUCUUGGAAGGAUGGCAGCAUUCUGAAGAAAAGGGAAAUGGUCCAUUAGCAAAGAUCCUUUGCACAGUAGAUAAGGAGGUUGUGAUAAUGGGAGAGCUGAUCACUAGGCAGCUAAUUUUGUGAUGGUCAUGUAGGCCUAUAAACUGCCUGCAUGGAUGAAGGUUGUGGAUAUCAUAAGCUGUCCAUAUAACUUUCCUGAGUGCUGGGGUAGAGUUAGUGGUCAUGGUUCAUGCUGGUAUCAGUGAAGCUAAAUUAAACAUUUUCAACGAUCACUGUAGAAAAGUUAGGACAGACACAGAAUGCAUUAACUUACAAAAUGCAUUGGAUGAGGUCUUCCACCAGUGACCUCUGGACAGACAGAAGAAGAUAAGAGAAGGAGUCUUCUUAUGGAUCCAUAUUGGGUUAAAGCACAAAAAGCAAACAAAAGGGAGAAAUGGUAAAUUCUUCCCUAUGGAAGAAUGAAAGCAGAGUACAACAUGCUGGGAAACAUGGGAAGGUGCUACUGUACUUCGGUGCUGCUUGUGGGUUUCUUGUAAGAAUCAGGUCAACCUCUGAGAAGAAUGCUGGACUGUAUUGAUUUGGUCUGAUCCAGCAUGACUGCUCUGAACGCUUUUUGUAUCAAUGUAACAUCAACAUUCCUUUGAAAUUUGUCAAAGGAAUCUCAGUAUAAGAAUAUUUGUGUCUGUCCAGGUGUUUAUACAACGGCUUGUGCAUCCCUAAAGACAAACUUAAUAUAUUGUAGUAUACAUUUUUGUGUAGCAUAAAUUACAGCUCAGUUCAUCAGAGGUAUGAAGUGUCACUCCGAGGUACAAUUGUACGCAUUGCAUGUAUGUUGCUGGUGGAAUUAAGAAAAUGAAGCACCAACAAUUGCUAUUGACAGUGGCCUUUCAUAAAACAAGUGGUUGGUGAUAACACAGGCAUUUUUGCAUUGGGAAGCUAACCUAUGUAACAUGAUGGAAAAAGCUUUUAUCCGAAUUCCAACCACAAAUUUUAGAAUAAAUUGGUUUUGAAGUUCUUUUAUUCAAGGCUAGCCACCUUAAGACCAGCUAGAGAGGACAUGGGAAAUGGUAUUGUAUCAAGCCAGACUAUUGAUCUCUAGGAAUUCAUAGUGAGAUAUUUCUUUGUCCUAUCUGGAGAGACUGGAUUGAACCUUUUAUAUGUUCCAGAUAUCCCAACUUUUUCUUUAAAUGUAAAAUAGAGAAAAUGUAGGUUGGUAGAUGAUGCUAAACUUGUUCCAGAUAGGUGGUAUACUUGAGACUAAUCAGAUCCCACUUCCUUCCAUGCACACCACUUCAUUGAUCUUCUGGCAAUAAAUGUGGCUGUUACCCAGCUGAGUUUUUCAAUCUAUCCUCAUGCUGAUAGAUGUUGGCUGAUAAUUGCAAUGCUAAUUAUAUGAAUUCAUAUCCAGAUUAAUACCUGCAUGGCUAAGAAUGUUGUGUGCAUUUUAUUUGCACAAGUAAGUUUCUGAACAUUGGGCUUCUAUUUGUCUGGUGCAUGGAGUGAGGCUCUGCCACCAUCUUUGUCCAUGCAUUUUAUCUGAAUGGCCAUUUGCAGGUAUUUACAUAAAGCACCAGGGAGAAGCGGAAAGUAGUUGAGCUGGGGUGCUGGCAAGAACUGAUAUAAGCUAUUUAUUUAUUUAUUUAUUUAUGAACUGAUAUAAGCUAUCUCUAUCUAUCUAUCUAUCUAUCUGGGUAUUUCUAACCCGUCCAUUACAGUUUGUCUCUGGACAGCUUACAGUAUAAAACGCCUAAUAAAUACAACAUAAUAACACAUGACUGAGGAUAAAAACAUAAUUAAAAUAUUUAAACUUUAAAAUAUCGGGUAAAUAAAAAGGUAUUGACCUGGCACCGAAAAGCUGUCAACUCCAGCAUCUCCCCUUCCCACUGCCCGCCACACCCCUUCUCUCCUCCAAGACCCAGUUGCACAGCUUGUUCUGUGCCAGCUGUGAAGGGCAUGAGGUGGGGACUCAUCCUUUGAAGUCCCAACUCUGGGGUUCUAAGAGCUUGGAGCUGGGCCUCCAAAUAAUCAUGUACCCCCCACCCACCCAAAGCCAGGAGCCCAUAGGGUGGUGCUCUUAAAGUGCUUAUACUUUACAGCUACAUGAUACAUAUGACAGAUUCUGGCCAGAGAUGUAAUCUGUUACCUUCCAGAAAGUUUUGUUUUAACAGGACAAUAUGAAAAUGAUUUCUGUGAAUGUCCUUGAUUUUAGCUUUGAUAGAGUCUAGCAUGUAAAAUGCUAAAUAAAGAGUGCAAAAUUAAUAGCAUUUCUAUUAGUUUCAUUAAAAAUGACCUGAGUAUAGCUACAAUUGAAGCUGAGGUAUUUUAGUUCCUUGCUUAUUUCAUAGAACAUUUUGCUGUGCCUGCAUUUUCAAAGUGUAAAAAUACUCUUUUUGGGUUCUCUUGCUGACCCAGAUCCUUUGCUAGUGAAGUGAAUUCUCCUGUUACUAUGUCAACAAAAAUGUGUAGCAAUUACUAGGUCUGUUGUGGAAAAAAAGUUGUAAGGGGAGUUUGUCUUUAGCAGGGCUAAAAAAUAAAAAAUCAAGGUGCCUUAUUGAGUUCCUCUAACAGUUGAUAUCUUGAUAUAAAUGCCUAGAAAUUAUUGCUUUUUCCAAUUCCCACAGUUACACACUCUAGAAACAUUAGAUUCUUUUUUUGGAUGUGAUCAUACUCUUGGUGAGAUCAUCUAAUUUCGAGGCAUAAAUUAUAGCUGGAAAAAAUGCAACCAAAAUGAUCAGGGGGCUGGAGUAACUCCUGCAGGAAGGACUGCAACAUUUUUUCAGUUUAAAUAAGACUAAUGUGGAUUCAUGAGUGAGGUUUAUAGAAUGGUGCAUGGUGGGGAGAAAGUUUCCUCUGUCUGUCAUAAUAUUGGCAAUCUGGGCAUCCAAAGAAAUUGAUUUCCAAGGAAUGGGAGGCAGACAAAAGAGUCCUUCAUGCAACACAUCUGUUUUGGAAUUUUCUGCCGCUAGAUGUGGUGAUAGCCACUGGCUUCAGUUGCUUUAAAAGUAGAUGGGCAGAAACGUGGAGGAUGUGUGAAAGGCUUUUAGUCAUUCUGGCUACAGAGAACGUUCUCCUUCCGGGUGGUAUGGCAGAAUAAUGCCAGUUGCUGAGGAGCAACAAUAGAAGAGUUGCCUUCAUGAGUGCCCAGCGUCUGAGUGGGCAUGGCACUUCUUCUCCCUUGUGUUUUAGCCUUAAUUUUUGGAACUUCCUUUCUUUGAGGAUGCUUCCCUUUGGGGUUUCUGAUGCAAUAUUUAUUUCCUCAGAGCUAAAACCUUGGAAAUAUGCAGAUUUAUUUAGAAAAUUGUACCAGCCACUCCCAUGUCCCACCCUCGAAGAGGCUGUUAAUAAGGAAUGUUACAUACCUAAUGAAGUGGAGAGAGGCUGUUAUUAUAUGUUUUUCCCCACUACAGCAUUGACAAGGAUUGAAGUGGCGUUCUUCAAGCCAUUUUAGAAAUCAUGUCAAGCUCAGUCGGACAGAAAAAGGGGCCCGGGAGGCAGCGCAAAUGUGGCUUUUGCAAAUCCAACAAAGAUAAGGAAUGCGGGCAGCUACUGCUCUCUGAAAACCAGAAGGUGGCAGCACAUCAUAAAUGUAUGCUUUUCUCAUCUGCCCUGGUAUCUUCACACUCUGAUAACGAGAGUCUUGGAGGCUUUUCCAUUGAAGAUGUGCAGAAGGAAAUAAAAAGAGGUACCAAGCUGAUGUGUUCAUCAUGCCAUUGUCCAGGGGCAACCAUUGGUUGUGAUGUAAAAACUUGCCGCAAGACAUAUCACUAUUAUUGUGCCAUGCGUGAUAAAGCUCAAAUCCGAGAGAAACCUUCCCAAGGCAUUUACAUGAUAUUAUGUCGAAAACACAAGAAAGCACCACACAACUCUGAAGAUUUAGAAGAAGGUCUUAAUGAACAUGAGUUGGAAACAUCCCCUCCUAAAAAGAGGGGGCGCAAAGGAAGGCCCAGAAAAAUGAGUCUCAAAGGGCAGUUGGAAGAUGCUCGAUCCACAUCUUCGCACGGCACAGAUGAUGUAGAAAGCAGUUCUUAUAGAGACAGAUCACCCCACAGAAGCAGUCCCAAUGAUACAAAACCUAAAUGUGGAUUCUGUCAUGCAGGUGAAGAAGAAAAUGAAGCUAGAGGGAAGCUUCAUAUAUUCAAUGCCAAAAAGGCAGCUGCACAUUACAAGUGCAUGUUGUUCUCUUCUGGCACUGUACAACUGACAACAACGUCAAGGGCAGAGUUUGGUGACUUUGAUAUUAAAACUGUACUUCAAGAAAUCAAGCGAGGGAAAAGAAUGAAAUGCACACUCUGUAGUCAGUCUGGCGCUACUAUUGGAUGUGAAAUAAAAGCUUGUAUCAAGACUUACCAUUACCACUGUGGAGUCCAAGACAAAGCAAAAUACAUUGAGAACAUGUCACGAGGAAUUUAUAAGCUUUACUGUAAAAACCAUAGUGGAAAUGAUGAACGAGAUGAAGAAGAUGAAGAACGAGAAAGCAAAAGCCGUGAGAAGUCAGCAGCUGACCAGAGUGGAGCUCCUCAGCAGCAGCUGAAUGGAAAUUAGGUUCAAGUUGACAGAGUUAAACUGGGAAUGAAUAAGACAUCUGUACUUACUAACCUUUGUUUGAAAAAAAUGCUUUAUAAAGUCAGAAAGGGUUAGUAACUUUUUUUUUUACUGCCUGUUAGAAAUGUCAUUGAACUGCCUGAAAUGUUCCUGUGUGUGAGCGCCUUCAAUGAGCAGCAGAAUUUUUUUAAUAUGUCCAUAUUAUGUAGUUAGUUAGUCUGCAGUGUCUGGAGAAAACACACACACACCUUGAAACACUAUAUAAAUGAGAUGUAACAUGUACAGUGUCAAAGCUGAGGCAGACAUGGAAAUAUUAAGCUUUGUUUCUGAACUGAAUACAUUUUUCUGAGAUUUGGGAUACAUUAAAUUCAGUGGAUUGUGCACCAUGCGAAGGUCAGAAGUUUAACUUGCAGAGCGGAUAUGCUUGUGUGGUGACAGCAAGACUGCAAAUGCAUUUUGCAUUUACCUUCACAUGCAAACUAUGAAGGCAAACCAGGAGGGAAGCUGCUGACCCUUUUGCAAAAGCACACCAAGAAACAAAAAGAAUUCUGCAGCUCCAGAAGCGUGCUUGAACCAUUUGGCUUAUUCCUGCAACAGCGGUUUCUACUGGCUGGCAUUCCUUGCUUGGAGACCUGUCAUGCUGCUGUUGAUGACAAACUGAGCUUCAGUACUCAUGCCAAAGGGCUGUCGUUCAUUCCUCUUCUCCCAACCUGCCCUGCCUUUUCCUGCCCUAUCCAUUCACUUCUUGUUUUCCUCUUCCUGCUUUAACCUGUGGCUAAUCGCAACUGAAUACCAAGUGGUCCCUUCUGGAAGCUGCAACCCUCCCAACCUCUCUUAGAUCUCAAAGUUAUUGCUUAACUCUCACUAUGGAAUUUAGCCACCUUUAUUGGACAUCAUACCUCAAGUGCUCUGUGCUGCGUGGAACACAUCAUGUUUUGUCCAAAUAUAAAUAUAUAUAUACAGAUCCUGUAUGCUGUAAGAAGAAUGCAGAAUAAGACUCUGGGUUUUGUUGUUUUUUUUUUAAAGAGGUCAGUAUUUAUUUUGAGUCUUGUGACCACUAUAUGAGAAUGUUUAGUAUUCAAUUAAGGUUUCCUGGCAAAUCAGCAAGAUAAAUGCUGUUUAAAUCUACAGAAUGCUCUAUUGGAGCCUAAUUAGCUUGAAAUUAUGCUAAGUCUUAACAUCCCAGUUAUGAUGUCAUAGAACCCUGGUAUGCCUAGUAGUUUCUUUGAUUGGUCUGGUCAAACUUAUUUUAAACACAACCAAAAAAGUCACACUUGUUAGCAAACUAUAGAUUCUAUUCUUAUCUCUUGAAUGUGAGGCAAAGCAGCAAAUGGAAGUAUCCUAACAAUUGGAUGGAAAAUUGAGAAGAUUCAGUAGCAGUUGAUUCUCCAAAAAGCUUUUCAUUAUAUGAUCUAUGUCUCUGAAGCCUUGUUUAAUUUCAUUUUUUAACCUUUUAUUGUCUCAUUUUUUAAAAUGCAUUUCAUUGUCUCAAGGGACUCAACUAUUGUGUAUAAGAACUUCAAAGACUCUCAAGUUGGAAUUCAAUCCGUUUGGGUUUGAAAACUUCCGGGAAGAAUGCAGUUUUAGUAGAAAAGUUGUGUAUAAAAAUAAAUCUGUUAACUUGAUCUUAUGCCAUUGACCAAUUUUUUAUUUUGUAUUGUAACUUUCAAGAUUAAAGGCGCAACUUGUACUGAAA